AGCAAUCUGAGACUCAUGCGUCGCGUCUUGGCACCGCUACGGCGUUGCUUCGCCGACGACGGCCGCCGGACGCGGCUGCGCGCGCUCUACGAGGACGCGGCGCUGGUACGCGGCAGCGACGCGGCGGUCGUCGGGGAGACGGAUCCAUCGACCAUAAUUGCCGACCGCAAAAUCGCCGACGCGGCGCGGCGCGGCGUUUUUGACAAGCUCGACGGGAGCGGCAAAAAGCUCAAAGCGCAGCCGCACCGCUCGGCGGCGCUGGGCCCCGCGCAGCGCGCGGGCGCGGAGAUGGCGGGCGUGCUGGCCGCCCAAAACGUCGCGCCGCCCUCGAUCGACUUGCGGCGGCGCGUCGACGAGGGCCUCGCCGCGCUGCGGGCGCGCAUCCGGGCGGGCGCCUCGCGAAGUGAACUCGAAGCGGACGCGGCCGCGCUGAACGCGCUCGUCGAGCGCCAGCGGCAUGCGGCCGUCGGCGACGCCUUGGCCUUCGGGACGCGCGCCUUCGAGUGCCCGCGCGUCGACCUCGCGGCGGAGCUGGUCGCCGCCGGGCGCGGCGCUGGGUAG
This is a messenger RNA of Pelagomonas calceolata, 561 nucleotides long. The record is from the annotation of a GenBank genome assembly. NCBI's taxonomy places the organism in Eukaryota, Pelagophyceae, Pelagomonadales, Pelagomonadaceae.